AAGCUUCAACUUUAUAUUCUCUUGCUGUACCAACAGAGAAGAGAGACCUUGACUUAGUUAGAGAAAAGGAAAGGAUGAAACAUUUUGACUUUACGGGAAAGAGGCUUUUAUUUUAAGUCUUCUUCUUCUUCUUCAUCUUCAUCGCCACAAAGUAAACAAUUGAAAAAAGAAUAAGAAACGCAAAAGAUGGCUCUGCUUUACAAUUUACGUUGUGCCCCUAACACGGCGUCGUCUUCGCGAACCGCAUUGUGAGCGUUUUAUUCCUUUGACACAGCCAUGCGGUGGUUACCUACACUUCCCUUCUCCGCCUCCAAUUCCUCCUCGUCCUCCUCUUCCUCCGCCUCCUCCGCCGACCAUCGCAGGAAGGCCUGGCUCUUUGGAAACUCCUCCAAGAAGUGCACGCGCCACGUCGCCGACCACGAUGCCAGGUGGCACGACGAAGACGCCAUCGUCGUGCCUCAGCCGUUGCCCUUGCCGGAGCUCUCUUCCGCCGCCGUACUCCGUCAGCGAGACGGUGACCGCCGUCUUCCCUCGCCCAUGAAGGUUGCACCGUGCGCCACCGGCAAUCGGAUGCGGAGUGUUUUUGCUAGCCAAGAGACAAGAAGGAAUAUAGAGCAGGCUGAAACUAGGUCAUCAAGGAUGGUGCAUCAAGAUGGGAGUGGUUGUGAGAGCACUAGAGAUAAUAGCAAUAAUAACAAUAACUUGAUGAGUGUCCCUGGUAGGAGGAGUAUUUCAAGCAUUCCCUGUACAAGUCCCUCAAUUAGUCCAAAGAAAACAAGGAAUGGUGAUUUUGUGCCAUACUGUUAUGCAAGUCCUAAAGGAAACCAAUUCUGGUCUGCACCAGAGUUGCCUACUUUUGAAGCAGGGUUGCCACCUCCUGCCUUCUUUGAUUUAUCAGCAUUAGGCACUGACGCUUCUCCUUCUUCCUCUUCCCAUCAAAGUCCACAAGGAAGGAGUCCUCCGCAACACUUCAGAACCUUGAGUGGACCUCCAUCACCCAUACACACCAUGUUUUCCCUUGAAAUCUCAACGCCGCAACGCGAAAGUAAUGCUCCUCCUCCUGUCAGUGUUCACCCGUUGCCUCUGCCGCCUGGGGCUGCCUUGCCUUCGCCAUCUGCUGCCGCCACCUUUUCCCAUGCCGUGGCUAAAUCAGAAUCAUUGCCAAUGAAAAACCAAUGGAAAAAGGGGAAGCUUAUUGGGCGUGGCACGUUUGGAAGUGUUUAUGUAGCAACCAACAGAGAAACUGGCGCAUUAUGUGCAAUGAAGGAAGUAGAAUUAUUUCCUGAUGAUCCAAAAUCUGCAGAAUCUAUGAAGCAGUUAGAGCAGGAAAUUAAAGUUCUUAGCCAUCUAAAACAUUCAAACAUUGUGCAGUAUUAUGGUAGUGAAAUAGUUGAGGGCCGGUUUUAUAUUUAUCUGGAAUAUGUUCAUCCUGGUUCAAUUAAUAAAUAUGUCCGUGAACAUUGUGGUGCCAUAACAGAAUCUGUCAUUCGGAAUUUCACUAGGCAUAUUCUUUCAGGGUUGGCUUAUUUACAUAGCAAAAAAACAAUUCAUAGGGACAUCAAAGGUGCUAACUUGCUUGUGGAUUCUGCUGGAGUAGUUAAGCUUGCUGAUUUUGGGAUGGCUAAGCAUCUAACUGGACAUGAAGCAAACCUUUCUUUGAGGGGAAGUCCAUACUGGAUGGCUCCAGAGCUUUUUCAGGCUAUGAUGCAAAAGGAUAACAGCUCUGAUCUUGCUUUUGCUAUUGAUAUUUGGAGUUUGGGUUGUACGAUCAUUGAAAUGUUCACAGGGAAGCCUCCUUGGAGCGAAUAUGAAGGAGCUGCAGCUAUGUUUAAGGUGAUGAAGGAUACCCCUCCUAUACCUGAAACAUUGUCAUCCGAGGGUAAAGAUUUCUUGAGGUGCUGCUUUAAAAGAAAUCCAGCAGAGCGGCCAACGGCUGCAGUGUUACUAGAACAUCGGUUUUUGAAAAGUUCACCUCAGCCAGAUGUUUUAUCUUCCACCCAGCUGCAUAACGGUACAUGCUUCAUGGAUAAACCACUUAGUCCCAGAAAAUAUUCUGAAAAUAAGUCUGAUCAGUUGUCUGUACCCAGUACAAAUAUUGCGAAAGGGAAAGCGGCUGAGAGGCGAGGAUUUUUCCUUCCUUCAAUAGAUAUUCUCCCUGCACAUUGGGACCAAUGACUCAAUCUUGUUAUCAAGUCUGUUUUUUAGCCUUGGAAGAUCUAUUGCCCAACCUUGAUGAGCCAUUCUUCUCUGCUGAUAUUGGACACUGGGCAGUCAUCUCAGAAUAACUUCCACAUAGCAGAGGCGUCACGGUGCUCUUUUUCUUCCCUCCACUCUUGAAGCACUUCCUACACUGUGUAUAUUGGCUUGCAAGUUACAACACACACGGUCCAAUACCUCGGUUGUUUGUCUGUGACUCUGUCGAAAGAACAAAAAAAUGACAUUUUCAAAUGAUUGAGCUGAGGGAAGUUUUCAAUAUUUAUGCCGAUGACUGGGGCCCAUUGUGGAACUACAGUUUACUGAAGCCUCAUGUACUGACUUGCAGCUGUUGCCGUCAUAUGUUCUUUGCGUAGUUUAUCAUUGAUAAAAGUGAAGAGCUUCUACAAUAUGUAAUUUAUGCUGCACGAGUAUAUAGCAGCAGCUUUUUUGUAUAAUAUUAUUAAAACUUAGAGCGCUGCAGCAAUUAACCUUCUAAAGGUGUAUAUUUCUACCUCCAUCUACAUUAGGUUGAAUUCAAUAUUAUGUAGAUAUUAGUAUGCAUCCCUCUCCGUUUCAUGGGGAUUCUGAUUCGGUUGCUUGCGUUAGAAGUAUCCGCUCCAGAUGUGUUGAGUAACGAGUGUCUCAAAAUCUUCAGUUUUGGAUUAUAAAAAAUUAUGCUCCCACGUGAAUUGCCACAUGUUAAUGCCCAUAGGAUGGAAUAAAUUGUAGAUGCCUUUUUUUCAGAACUGUAUUUGAUGCUCCUCUUUCCAACUUCCUCUGGUCAAGAAGGCAUAGACAAUGAUGACACGAGAGUAAUAAACAAGGUUUUCUCUUUUUGUUAAG
Molecule: messenger RNA, 3039 nt
Organism: Abrus precatorius (Indian licorice)
Lineage: Eukaryota; Viridiplantae; Streptophyta; Magnoliopsida; Fabales; Fabaceae
Product: mitogen-activated protein kinase kinase kinase 5-like
Exons: 10
Coding region: 277-2175 (632 amino acids)
Biological process (GO): protein phosphorylation
Molecular function (GO): protein kinase activity; ATP binding
Source: RefSeq, a predicted model, not a curated record